Messenger RNA from Durusdinium trenchii, 3702 nucleotides. Lineage: Eukaryota; Dinophyceae; Suessiales; Symbiodiniaceae. The record is from the annotation of a GenBank genome assembly.
UUGUUGGAGUGUGGGCCAAUGAUGGGGAACCCGCCCUCCUACUGUGGCGGGAGGGGGAUGCCGGUGCUGGCAUUUUAGACCCGUUGCCUGGUGACAUGAGAGUGCUCGAGAAACUACAUCCAAAUGAAGUUCGUUCACGCUUGGGGGCAGAUCCGCCCAAUGUUUCCAAUUUCACCUUCCCCUUCAUGGCUGGUUGCAAACAUCCAGUCGUUCGCUUGUUUGAUAAUUCCAUCACUGCCUGCCAAGCCUUCGGGUUUGGCUUUGGUGAUGUAGUGCAAGACAAGGAAGGGGCGGAGUACACGGUUAUUGGUGUGGGCCCGCCCAGGCCCCACAAGCGGUCCAAAGCAAACCGCUGCUUGUGGGCCUUGCGUGAGGGCCGGGAUGGAGCAGAGAGGCUCCAGGUCAAUGGCCAUCUUACCUUGGUGUCGAGCAACUCGCAGCAGCCCAAAGAGUAUGGUCCUCUGGGAGCUUUGCAUUGCAAUUUUGUGUACAGUAUCCAUUGCGCUCUCGCACCAAAAAGCUUGCAGCUGAAUUUGACGUGCGAAGUGACAUUUGUUGCCGGCUCGCUGGCAUGUCACGGUGUGCAGGGCUUCAGCAUGGAACACAAGUUGAAGACCCUCUUGGAAGACGCUUCACUCUCAUCGGCGCAAGGUACCAUCACGGGUGUCCGCGACUUUGGUUUGAAAGAGAAGGGAAGGAAGGUGCUACGCUCUUCGCAAAGUAUGGAGAGUCCCAUGUGAGGAUCUUGGAUGUGUCCCCUCGAAGUCCUCUAGCAUCAGGCAGGGGAGACUUGGGGGAAUGUGCCGUCAUGCCCGAGACCAAAACUUUGGAUUGGGAUGAGGCGCCAAGCGACGAUGAGGAGUCAGUGGACGAGUUGAGAAAGCUACUGCGCAGAGACACCAGCAAGUCUGAGUUGAUCAAACGCCUCAUAGAUGCUGGAGAACGUCAUGCGCGCCAGGAGAAGGGUCCCCAACUUCAAAAACUCCUGCUCACCAACACAUUGAACCAAGAGCGAAGCUUGAAGCGUGUCAGGGAGCAUGAGGGCAUUAAAGAAGGAAUGCGGGUGCGGUCGGUGUCAGGCAGCGUUGGAGUGGUCACCAACAUCGACAGAGAUGGCACUUUUCGCAUUGACUCCCUCAAGGAGACAGGACAAGGUAUCGAUACAUGGCAUGCUGCACGCAGGGAGAUAGAACGAGAUGAGAGGGCAGACUCAGUCAGGCCUGGCGCACUUGUUCAACUUCGUGAGGAUGUGGCAACUCCUCGCUUUGGUUUGGGCUUUUUGAGCAGGUCUGAGAUUGGAAUCGUCGUGGAUGUGAAAGAAGGAGUGGUGUAUGUAAACUUUGGGCACAGGCAGCGGUGGCACGGCGCCCUUGAUGAGUUUGACAUGCGGAAACCAUUUGAUUGCCUACAAGUCGGGUCUCAUGUUCAACUUGAAAAGCCAGACAUCAAGCCGCGAUAUGGUUGGGGCCAGCUCAAAACUUCAAGUGCCAUCGGCGUCGUUUCGCGCAUCGAUGGUGAUGACGUCUUUGUGAAUUUCCCUGAAGCUGAUGACUGGAGGUGCAGGAGUGAUGAGAUUCAUGUCAAUGCUGCCGCAAAUAUGAUUCGGCCGGGAGAACUUGUUCGGGUGCAUCCCCGCGUGACCCACCCCAAACUUGAAUGGGGCACGGCGCAACACAGUUCUUCUGGACUUGUCCAAUUUAUAUCUCACGAUGGUGUGGUCUCAGUGGACUUUGAUGGUUGCUUAUGGCACGGUCUGCUCUCUGAACUUGAAAUUGUGGAAGGCGCAGCUGCACCAUUGCUUCGAAAGCGAAUUGCCAUUGUGGUUGGCAACAGGCGACAUGACGAUCCAAUCUAUCCUGAACUCAAGGGUGCCACCAAUGACUCGCAAAAGAUGCACGACAAACUUCGUGCGAUGGGAUUUGACUUUGUUUUGCUUGUGCAGGACAUUUUGCACAAAGACAUCCACACCUAUUUGUGCCAAGUGCAGAAUCAUGUCAGCCAUGGAAGCAUAGUUGUCUUUUACUUUGCCGGCCAUGGCGAGCAGGAUCAUAGGACCCUCCUUCCAAUGAGAGAUUCUAAGUACAAGGAUGACAGUACCAAGGUCGACGUUGAUGAUAUUUUCCACACCAUUGCUCACUGGCCUGUCAGGGACUUGUUUGUUUGCUUCGUGCUAGACUGCUGCAGGCUGAAACCUGAAGAAAGUUCUGCCUCGCAGACAAGAAUCUCAGCAGUGACAACACCCUCACAUGCUCAGCUUGCCGCGAAUCAGUACUACUGGGUACACUCUUGUCAAAAGUUUCGGGUUGCUUCCGAGUCCAAUCAUGGGGACUUUACUUCAUUGUUGCUGCAGUUUCUGGACCAACAUUAUUGUGUUCAAGAACUUUUUGAGAAAGUCACGGCACAGCUCGGUCCAUGGCAGCGCCCUUCAAUCUUGCAAGAAGGACAUGAAGCUUCACAGAUUGUUUUGGCGAGUGCAAACAAUACCUACACCCCGGCGGCUGGCGGGUGUCAACAAUGUCAAGAUUCAUCUCGCUCGGAUUCCACAAAUACUUCUCAAGCUUCAGACUUGGAGGCAGUGGAGCGCUUGAAAGCUUCGAUUUGCCAAGGAGAGCCAGGUGCUAUAGUUGACAGCCUUUGUGAGACGAAAGGCGUGUUGUCUCCAGACUUGCACGCGGCAGUCGAAGAGGCUGCUAUGGAGUUUUUGGAUGUGAAGAAUUUGGGCGGAGUUUUGGAUGCAGAUAACUACACUGGACAGCUUGCAGAGGAGGAUGUGCGGACUUUCAAGCUUAUUUUUGAGGGCGUUCUCUGCGAGCAAAGCGAGACAUCUCGGGGCUCUCGGUCAGCGCAAGGUUCGUGCGUAGGAUGGAUGUCCAAGCUGAAAUGUGCAAUACAGGCUGAUAUGAAGGCAGCAGAUGCCGAUUGGUCGGCCACCAUGCCCCUGGUUUGCUGUAUCCAGAGAGUCAGCCCCAAACUUGCAGGUGCAAUCAAGAUGGCGUUGGCCUCCUUGUCUAAAGCUGUCAAGCCGGAAGCCGAGGUUGUGCGUGCUGACCCACUCGAGCUGCACAGCGCGCCUCAAGCCUGGGUCGGUCAAGACUUGUUGGACUCUUUGUUUGAUGAGGAAUUUAGUGCAAGAGUGGCUUUCAUCAUGAAGCUUAUGCAAGAAGGGCAUCUGAACGCAGAGUCGCAGGCUGCGGAGGUCAAUGCGAUUCUCACCGACAGAGUGCUCGGCCUUGGCGAUGGAUUCAAAGCUGUGAUGUCAGAGCUGUUGCGCAAUCCACAGACCUUUCCACAGAUGAGGGAUUGGAAAUUGUGCAAGAAGGAGACCGAGGUGGUGGAGCGAGUCUUGCGACUCCACUCUUGCCCAAAGUCCAAACUCUUGGAAAGCAUUCCUCCUCAGCAAUGCGCCAUGAACAUGCUAGACGUUAUUCAGCCAAUGGUUGCCAUUUGCUUACAUGACGGCCACCAGCAAGGCUGGCUCGAAAAGCCGCUUGCUUUGUUGGAGACUUGUGGGUGGAAGAUACGUCUACCAUUGGAGCUCCUCAGCUUGGGGUGCAAGGAUGAGGAAGUCCUCGUGGAAGGCUUGGACCAGAAUGAGGCACAACUCAUUCACUUCAUCUUCCAGGAGCACCUAGGCCAACGCUGAGUCAGCGAUAAUUAGAGACCAUUUUGGUCCCUGCAAUUGUGGGCAAGUUUGAACCGACG